This is a messenger RNA of Prorocentrum cordatum, 3084 nucleotides long. NCBI's taxonomy places the organism in Eukaryota, Dinophyceae, Prorocentrales, Prorocentraceae. The record is from the annotation of a GenBank genome assembly.
AUGGCACUUCAACAGGUGAGAGGCACGCCAACCACCAUUCAAGAAGAGCGCGCGUACCCGUGGCCCGACACAGACGACAAGGGACCCAUCUACGCGAGCAUGCUGCCAGCCGCAGGUGCGAGCAUCUUCGAAGAUGACGACGCGGACUACCUGAUGAUCGACAGCGGCGCAGGCAUCACUACUUGUCCCAUGGUGUUCGCAGAGGCUGAACCGCAGGGCAGUAGCAACUGGAUUGCGCCGAAGAACUUGCCACCGCUUGAGGCCGCGACAGGGCAGUCGAUCAUCCACACAGGCGUGUGCGAGGUCAACGCCAUUGCGACGGCGCUCGACCAGCAGCAGGAGAUCUUCCAGAUGAGGUUCCAGAUCACGAACGUUAAGUGCCCGAUCGUGGCGCAGCUGAAUUUGCUGGAGGCAGGCUUCGUUCCCAAAUACGGGUUGUACUCGAGCGUGCUGGAGGCGCCGAGCGGACGGAUCUUCCCAGUGGCGCAGCAGGACCGCACCCGGUACAUGAAGAUGAAGCGCGUGGUCACAGCCAGCGGGCCAGCAGUCACGAUCGCCCCACUACGACAGCCAGCUGUCUGGUUCGACUACUCGUUCCCAGGAAUGAAGGGCACCGAUGAUAUGAUGACGCUGCUGGUCUGCCUGGACUUCGAGUCGUCGGCUAUCGAGAGUGCGAACGUCGUGGGGAAGGGCGCGGUGGAUUACGGCAUCAAGGUCCUGGUGCAGGCGGUGCAGCACUGGGGCCGCAAGCGCGCGGUGGCGUCGUGUGACCAGGAGAACGCGAUCACGGUCGGCCCAAGGCUCGAGUCCAAGUCCAAGGGUCUGAUCGAGGCGGCAGGAGGCAGAGUCCAGCCGCUCAUUCGCACACUCGCGCACACCGCCAACGCACACUACAAUGUGGAGCUGAAGCCAAGCGAGCCGAUCAGCAGUUGGUUGGCCAGGCACGCAGGCUGGAUCCUCACGAGGUUUACCGUUAGAGAAGAUGGGCUGACACCGCAUCGUCGGCUCAAAGGACGAGAUUACCACGGUCAAAUCGCAGAGUUCGCGGAGACCGCGAUGCACAAGUUACCCCGAGGACCCGCUGGGAAGAUGGGAGCCAGUUGGGACAAGGGCAUCUGGCUCGGCAAGGUGAACGUCAGCGAUGAGCACAUGAUCGGCGCACCACGGGGGCGGGCCUUUGCGAGAUCGAUCGCCAGGAGGCCCGACGAGAAUCGGUGGAACAAGAACCUCUUCCGCCAGAUCACCUGCACACCUGUCGACCCGAAGGCAACGCUGCCGGCGCAGGAGGCCGUGAACAGGCCGAGGUACCUGACCAAGGGGAGUCUCAACCGGUUGGGUCGGGCACUUGGCUGCCCAGCUUGCGACCAGACGGGCCAGCACCACACUACGGAGUGCACAGCCAGACUGGGGGCGUUGCUGGGCGCGGAGGACAUUGCGAAGGGCCUGGCAGCACAGGAGGAAAGCGCUGAGAUGAUGGUGCAGGACCCCGCGGAGAUUACCGAAGGAGUGAAGCGACAGGUCUCAGAGAAGGAAGAGAAGCCCGAGAGCAAGAAGGCGCGCGUAGUCGGCGGGCUGGCCGUCAACGCCACGUCAAUGGAACUGCGCGCGGUGGACCUUGGCGAGUACGCCGCGGAACCGCACGAGGAGAAGGAUCUUUCCAACGUCGAGGGCGCGCUCUCUGGACAGCUGCUUCCAGCAGAGAAGGUCCGAGAGGGAAGAGCUCGAGAGCGCGCCAAGAUGAAAGGGCAUGGAGCGUUCAAGCGGGCUCACGUCACGGAGGCGAAUCGCAAGCGCGCGAGGGGAAAGUGGUUGCAGGACUGGAAGGUGGGCACUGACACUGCGCGGUGCACGUUCGUGGCCAUGCAGUUCGCCAGGCUGGCACUGGUGCCGGCAGCGACGUUCAGGAGCCACAUGAAAGUCUACCUGAUAAGGCUUUGGGAUAUCAGCAACGCGUUCUUCCACUCUGAGAUGGAUGAUGACGUGUGCGUGGUGCCGCCCUCAGGUGAGGAGGAGCCGAAUGUAGUUUGGCAGUUGCGGAAGGCGCUGCAUGGGACAAGGAGAGCGAGCAAGCUGUUCCAGCACAAGGUCAUUGCGACGUUGACCGAUCAGGGCUUCAUCCGCAUGUCGGCGACGGUGACGGUGUUUUACCACGUCCAGAAGGGCAUCUACAUCGUGGUGCACGGAGACGACUUCAUGGCCGUGGGGACGCAUGAUGACCUGAGGUGGCUUAACAAGAUCCUGGAGGCGAAGUUCGAGGUGAAGCGGUCGCCGUUCGCGGGCCCACAGAGGCUGGAGGUGGCGACGUCUGGCCAUUUCCUGAAGAGGACGGCUAGCUGGACAGAGAAGGGUUUCCACUGGGAGAGCCCGGCUUCCAAGAGCAUCGGGAAGGAGGUGCCAACGGCGUUGGACAAGCUGGGGCACGCGGAGAAGAAGCUGUUUCAGUCGGCGGCGCCGACGGCACUGCACCUGGCAGCAGACAGACCUGACAUCCAGUUCGCGACGAGCUGGAUCAUGCGCGGGACGCAGGAGCCACUGGUGCUCCACGAGCUGAAGCUGAAGCGGUUGGCUGCCUACUUAGCGACGCACCCGCAGAUGAUGUGGAACUUUGAGUAUCAGGAGUUACCGAGCGAGUUGACCAUCGUGACGGACUCGGACUGGGCUGGAGAUGAAGUGACGCGCAGGAGCCGCGGUGGAGGUUUCGAGUACGUCGGCAAGGCGCGCAUCGACAGUUGGGCGGGUCAGCAGGCGACGCGUGCGCUGAGCAGUGGAGAAGCUGGGUACGCGGAGAUGACUAACGGCGCUGCGCGGGGGAUCUUCACGAAGAACCUGUUCGAGGAGAUGGGCAUCAAGAUGACGGUGGCGGUGCGUGGCGACAGCACCGCCGCCAUCGGGACAUGUUCGAGGCUGGGUGUCGGACGAAUCAGACACCUGGACGUGAAGCACCUGCGGUUGCAAGAGAAAGUGGCCGAGAAAGAAGUGCGCACCGCGAAGGUGCCGACGGCAGAGAACGCAGCGGAUCUGAUAACGGAGGCUCUGGAUCCCGCUCGUCAUCACGAGCUUGUGAAGAGGCUGCCCAUGACCUAG